Penicillium oxalicum is the source of this 2256-nucleotide messenger RNA. RefSeq names its product polyadenylate-binding protein (gene pab1). The transcript is spliced from 2 exons. The record is from RefSeq and is a predicted model, not a curated record. Bases 1 to 2256 code for a protein of 751 amino acids. Gene Ontology annotation, molecular function: RNA binding. Lineage: Eukaryota; Fungi; Ascomycota; Eurotiomycetes; Eurotiales; Aspergillaceae. Gene Ontology annotation, cellular component: ribonucleoprotein complex.
AUGUCUGCUGAGACCGCCACCAACCCUCCCGCCGCUGAGGCUCCCGUCAACGGCACCCCCGACAAUGUCGGCGCCCAAGAAACCGCUACUACCCCCGAGCCCACCGGCGAGGGCGCUGCGGCCGCUGCCAACAACCAGCCCCACUCCGCUUCUCUCUAUGUCGGCGAGUUGGACCCCUCUGUGACUGAGGCCAUGCUCUACGAGCUCUUCUCCUCAAUUGGCCAGGUUGCUUCCAUCCGUGUCUGCCGUGAUGCUGUCACCCGUCGUUCCCUCGGCUAUGCCUACGUCAACUACAACAACACUGCCGAUGGUGAGCGUGCUCUCGAGGACCUGAACUACACCCUGAUUAAGGGCAAGCCUUGCCGCAUCAUGUGGUCUCAGCGUGAUCCCGCUCUGCGCAAGACUGGUCAGGGCAACGUCUUCAUCAAGAACUUGGACAACGCCAUUGACAACAAGGCUCUGCACGACACCUUUGCCGCAUUCGGUAACAUUCUCAGCUGCAAGGUUGCUCAGGAUGAGUUUGGCAACUCCAAGGGCUACGGAUUCGUUCAUUACGAGACUGCCGAGGCUGCCAACAACGCCAUCAAGCAUGUGAACGGUAUGCUCCUCAACGACAAGAAGGUCUUCGUUGGCCAUCACAUUUCCAAGAAGGACCGCCAGAGCAAGUUCGAGGAAAUGAAGGCCAACUUCACCAACAUCUACGUCAAGAACCUCGACCAGGAGAUUUCCGAUGACGAGUUCCGCGUCAUGUUCGAGAAGUUUGGUGAGAUUACCUCUGCCACUCUCAGCCACGACCAGGAGGGCAAGAGCCGUGGCUUCGGUUUCGUCAACUACUCCACCCACGAGAGCGCGCAGGCCGCCGUUGACGAGAUGAACGAGAAGGAGAUCAAGUCGCAGAAGCUCUACGUUGGCCGUGCCCAAAAGAAGCACGAGCGCGAGGAGGAGCUUCGCAAGCAGUACGAAGCCGCUCGUAUGGAGAAGGCUUCCAAGUACCAGGGUGUCAACCUUUACGUUAAGAACCUCACCGACGAUGUUGAUGAUGAGAAGUUGCGCGAUCUUUUCAGCCCUUAUGGUACUAUCACCUCCGCGAAGGUGAUGCGCGACUCCGUCUCCGACCGCAGCCCCUCCGAGACCGAGAAGGAGGGUGAGACCAAGGAGGAGGGUGAGAAGGUUGAGAAGCCCGAGGAGAAGAAGGACGAGGCCAAGCAAGAGGAAGAGAAGAAGGAGGGCGAACAGGAGCAGGACGCCGAAAAGUCCGACAAGUCCGAGAAGAAGCUCCUCGGCAAGAGCAAGGGCUUCGGUUUUGUUUGCUUCUCCAGCCCCGACGAGGCCUCCAAGGCUGUCACUGAGAUGAACCAGCGUAUGGUCAACGGCAAGCCCCUUUACGUCGCUCUCGCUCAGCGCAAGGAUGUCCGCCGCAGCCAGCUUGAGGCCAGCAUUCAAGCCCGCAACACUAUUCGUCAACAGCAGGCCGCCGCCGCUGCCGGCAUGCCCCAGCCCUACAUGGCGCCCGCUGUUUUCUACCCUCCCGGCCAGCAGGGCUUCAUUCCCGGUGGUCAGCGUGGCGGCAUGCCUUUCCCCCCUCAGCCUGGUAUGGUCAUGGCUGGUAUCCCUGGUGGACGCCCUGGUCAGUACCCUGGUCCUUUCCCUGGCCAGCAAGGUGGUCGUGGUAUGGGUCCCAACCAGCAGAUGCCCGGUAACUUCCAGGGCGUGCCCAUGGGCAUGCAGGUUCCCGGUGGCAUGCCUAACGGUAUGGGCUACCCUAUGCAGGCUCAGUUCGGCCGCGGCGCUGGUGGCCGUGGUCAGGUUCCUGGCAUGCCUAUGGGUCAAGGCAUGCGUGGUGGUUUCCGUGGUCCCCCCGGCCAGAUGGGUCGCGGUCAGGGUCGCGGUCAGCCCGCUGCUGCUGGCCAGCCCGGCCGUGAUGAGGCCGCCCCCGCUUCUGGUUUGAACUCUCAGGCCCUUACCUCCGCUCCUCCUGCUCAACAGAAGCAGAUGCUCGGCGAGGCCCUGUACCCUAAGAUUCAGGCCCAGCAGCCCGAGCUUGCCGGCAAGAUCACCGGUAUGCUGUUGGAGAUGGACAACACCGAGCUUCUCGGACUGUUGGAUGACGAGGAGGCUCUUCGCGCCAAGGUCGACGAGGCCCUCAACGUUUAUGACGAGUACAUGAAGAACAAGGGCACCGAUGGUGAGCCAGCUGCCGAGGCCAAGCCUCAGGAGGCUGCCAAGGAGGCCUCAUCCGAGGAGAACAAGUCUUAA